AUGGGCCGUCAUGCGACAUUCUUCUCGGCCGCCUUCCUGGCUACGGGAGGCUUUCUGUUCGGCUUCGACUCCGGGAUCAUCACAUCGACCAUUGCGCUUCAAACGUUCAAGGACUACUUUCACCCGUCCGAUGCCAUUGCCGGAGGAAUCGUGUCGUCGUUCCAAGGCGGAGCGAUCCUUGGGACGAUGGUGAACAUGUUGUUUUCUGACUGGCUGGGACGUCGAAACACGGUGUUCCUCGGAUCGAUCAUCUCAGGAUUGGGCUCAGCACUUCAAGCCGGGGCUCACAACCUCUUUACGCUCAUACUGGGGCGGUUUAUCGGCGGCGCCGCUGUUGGAAUCCUGACCUCGACAAUCCCGAUGUAUGCUUCGGAACUCUCGGAAGCCAAGCACCGGGGUAAACUUUCCGGGCUCCUGCAGUGGAUGUUGAGUUGGGGCUUCUUGGUCGCGCAGUGGUUGGGCUAUGGGUGUUCGUUCGUGAAAGAUGACUUCUCAUGGCGCUUUCCUUUGGCGUUCCAAUGCAUACCUGGAAUAGUGCUGGCUCUGGGGAUCUAUUUCCUUCAAGAGUCACCUCGUUGGCUCAUGGAGAAGGGACGACCAGACGAGGCGCGCCAAGGCCUGGAUAAGUUGCGUAUCGGCGUUGAUGAGAAGGUUGUCGACGUCGAGUAUAACGAGAUACGCCUGGCCGUUCGCGAGCAAUCCGCGUUGAACAAGAAUUGGAAUCUGUGGAAAGAGAUUCUCACUAGACCGUCCUGGCGCAAGAGACUCCUUCUCGGCUGCGCUCUCCAAGCCUUUUCGCCCUUGUCGGGAAUCAACGUCAUCAACUAUUUCGGGCCUCGCAUUUACGAGCUCCUGGGUAUCGGCACCCAGACCUCGCUCAUGAUCAUCGGGAUAAACGGCGCUCUUGGUAUCAUUUACAACUCGGUUGGUCUUUGGAUGCUGGAUCGGGUGGGCCGGAUUAGACCGCUCAUCGUUUCUGCUCUUGGCCUCGCGGCGGCUCUACUCGUCAACGCCAUCCAGUUCCAGUAUCUGGAUAGAACAAAUGCCGAUCAGCUCCGAAGCAUGGUCGCCAUGAACUUUGUCUUUGGCUUUUUCUUUACGCCUCUUGGAAUCAUAAGCUGGGUCUACCCUGCAGAAAUCUUCCCACUAGAGAUUAGGGCCUUAGGAAACGCCCUCACAACGUUUACCAACUGGACCAUCAACUUGAUCUUGGUAUCCUUCUCACCUCAGGCCCUUACAGCAGUUGGAUUCAAGUUCUUCUACGUUUUCUUCGUUUUCAACCUGAUUGCAGCGGCAAGCUAUUAUCUAUUCUUUCCCGAGACGCAGGGAAGAACAUUGGAGCAGAUGGACGAACUUUUCGGCGACCGGGCUCCAGGAUUCGAUCCGGUGGCCAUCGGAGAUCUUUCUCAGUCCACCGAUGAAGAGUCUCGGUCGACUGCUGUUACGAACCAACCAUUGGCGUCAAACAAGCGUGCGUACACAAAAUACAACACGUUCCAAUUGGAGGAAUAG
Molecule: messenger RNA, 1512 nt
Organism: Colletotrichum karsti
Lineage: Eukaryota; Fungi; Ascomycota; Sordariomycetes; Glomerellales; Glomerellaceae
Exons: 2
Coding region: 1-1512 (503 amino acids)
Biological process (GO): transmembrane transport; carbohydrate transport
Cellular component (GO): membrane
Molecular function (GO): carbohydrate:proton symporter activity
Source: RefSeq, a predicted model, not a curated record